AUGCAGUUGAGGACCGAUUUGUGCAGCUCACAAGCGGCUCAAGAGGAGCUUGAACGCGAAUCACAACAGUUGAUGCUUCAGGUUCAUAGUCUGCAGUGUCAAGUGCAUUCGAAAACAGCACCGCAUGAAUCGGAUAUGAUCAAGAAGAAAUUAGUGAGUUUAUUUCGCGUUUUGUUUGCUGAACGAAAUAGUGAUCAAGUGGUCGUAAUAUUGGUGGAAAAUGCAAUGGAAGUUGAGAAAAUCGCAUUCCAGGAACAAGAAAUAGCACAGUUUCGAUCGGAAAUCCGUCCUCCAGCAAAACUUCAAGCUGAGGUCGAACUGUUGAGGAAGGAAAAUGAACGAUACAGACAAAUGAUGUUGUCGAUGCAAAGUGAAGUGUAUGGUGCGAGACUGGCGGCCAAAUACCUUGAUAAGGAAUUGGCUGGCAGGUAUACGUUACUUCGUGUCUGUCUCUGA
Molecule: messenger RNA, 456 nt
Organism: Anisakis simplex (herring worm)
Lineage: Eukaryota; Metazoa; Nematoda; Chromadorea; Rhabditida; Anisakidae
Source: the annotation of a GenBank genome assembly